AUGCCGAUUGCCCCUAUUAUGCUUUCUAAUAUUCCACCAGAGGGAUCUGCAUCGGCUGAUGAAUUUGGUGUAGACAUCACUCCCUGCAUGCGCCUUCUUGGGCACGGCGAGGCUGAAGACCAGCAACUCUCCAGAUGGACCAGGGUUACUUACGCACUGCUCCGCGGGCUUGACCUGGUCACCAAGAACGCUCGAGUGUUUUAUGUUUGUGCAAUCGAUCGACAACUCCUCGCUUAUGACGUGCCAACACCUGCCAGUCAAGCAAAAGGCAUGGGUUCGAACAGCGUUGGCGGAAGAAGUCAAACGCCCCUGCACACGCUCUGA
Messenger RNA from Bipolaris zeicola 26-R-13, 324 nucleotides. RefSeq lists its product as uncharacterized. NCBI's taxonomy places the organism in Eukaryota, Fungi, Ascomycota, Dothideomycetes, Pleosporales, Pleosporaceae. The record is from RefSeq and is a predicted model, not a curated record. The coding region runs from base 1 to 324 and encodes 107 amino acids. The transcript has 2 exons.